Lates calcarifer (barramundi perch) is the source of this 6064-nucleotide messenger RNA. RefSeq names its product exocyst complex component 6B (gene exoc6b). The transcript is spliced from 23 exons. NCBI's taxonomy places the organism in Eukaryota, Metazoa, Chordata, Actinopteri, Centropomidae. Bases 160 to 2619 code for a protein of 819 amino acids. Gene Ontology annotation, biological process: intracellular protein transport; exocytosis; Golgi to plasma membrane transport. The record is from RefSeq and is a predicted model, not a curated record. Gene Ontology annotation, cellular component: exocyst; membrane.
CGUCUCCAAACACAGAGGGAAACUCCGCUCACUCGGGCUGCUCUGUGAAAACAUCGAACCAACCCUCCGGUUCCUCCUCAUGACGUACGGAGCCCAGCCAGUCCGCUCGGCUCAGCUCAGCUCGGCUCAGCACAGCUCGGAACCACAGCAACAUGCAGGAUGGCGAGCAUAGAGACAGCCGCCGAACACGAGCGUAUCCUGCGGGAGAUAGAGAGCACAGACACCAACUGUAUCGGACCGACUCUCCGGUCGGUGUACGAUGGUCAGGAACAUGGCCUGUUCAUGGAGAAGCUGGACGUGCGAAUCAGGAACCAUGACAGAGAGAUCGAGAAGAUGUGUAACCAUCACUUCCAGGGGUUCGUCGACUCCAUCACGGAGCUGCUCAAAGUACGAGGGGAGGCGCAGAAACUGAAGAGUCAGGUGACUGAGACCAACAGGCGUCUUCAGGAUGAUGGCAAAGAGCUCAUCAACUCCAUGGAGGAGUUGAAACAGUGUCGAGUACAACAGAGAAACAUUGCCACUACAAUAGACAAACUGACACACUGCCUACCAGUCUUGGAGAUGUACAGCAGACUUCAGGAGCAGAUGAGAGCCAAAAGGUACUACCCUGCACUCCGGACGUUGGAGCAGCUUGAACAGACAUGUCUUCCCAGGGCGGGUCAGUACCGGUUCUGCUCCAUCAUGGCGGAAAACAUCCCCAAAUUGAGGACGCAGAUCCGGGACACGGCCAUGACCCAGCUGAGAGACUUCCUGGAGAGCAUCCGGAAACACUCGGACAAGAUCGGAGAGACCGCCAUCAAACAGGCCCAGCUACAGCGCUCACUGGACAGCUCUAUCUCCAUGCAGCCGAGGGCCCUGAUUGGCCGACGUGGCAGAAAGUUGGUGGCAGCGGCAAUGACAGGGAUGGACAGUGAUGGACAAGGUGGAAGCCCGGUGUCGGAACAGGACUCUGGCAUUCUGGAUGUGGAGGACGAAGACGAAGAUGAUGAGGUCCCAGGAGCUCAGGACUUGGUGGAUUUCUCUCCAGUUUACCGCUGUCUGCAUAUCUACACUGUGCUGGGCUUGCGUGAUGUGUUUGAGAACUACUACAGAAAGCAGAGGAGGAAACAGGCUCGCCUCGUACUGCAGCCCCACUCUAACAUGCAUGAAACCUUGGAGGGAUACAGGCGGUACUUCAAUCAGAUUGUUGGGUUCUUCGUUGUGGAGGACCAUGUUCUUCACACCACGCAGGGUUUGGUCAACAGAGCGUACGUGGAGGAGCUUUGGGAGUUGGCGCUGUCCAAAAUUGUUGCCGCCCUAAGAACACACUCGUCGUACUGUGAUGACCCCAACCUUGUGCUGGAUCUGAAGAACCUCAUUGUCCUGUUCGCUGAUACUCUGCAGGGCUAUGGUUUCCCAGUGUCACAGCUGUUCGACAUGCUGCUGGAGAUGAGGGACCAGUAUGGAGAAAUCCUGCUCAAAAAAUGGAACAUCACCUUCAGGCAGGUGUUGGACCAAGACAACUACAGUCCAAUCCCAGUCUCAACAGAGCAGGAGUACAGACACUACACUUCCCAGUUUCCCCUGCAGGACCCUGAACUGGAAAAGCUUCCCUUCCCCAAGAAGCUCCCCUUCUCCGAGUUUGUGCCAAAAGUCUACUGUCAGCUCAAAGAGUUCAUCUACGCCUGUCUGAAGUACUCUGAAGAUCUGCAUCUCAGCUCCACGGAGGUCGACGAUAUGAUCCGCAAGUCGACAAAUCUGUUGUUGACCAGAACCCUCAGCCACUGUCUGCAGUACGCCAUUAAGAAGAAGAAUGUCGGGCUGGCUGAGUUGGUGCAGGUGAUCAUUAACACCACCCACCUGGAGCAGAGCUGCCACUUCCUCGAGGAGUUCAUAUCAAACAUCACCAAUGUUCCUCCCGACACAGUGAAUGCCACCAAGCUGUAUGGGACCUCCACCUUUAAGGAUGCUCGUCACGCGGCGGAGGCGGAGAUCUACACAAGCCUGAACGCCAAGAUCGACCAGUUCCUCCAGCUGGCUGAUUACGAUUGGCUGGCGGCAGUGCAGGGAGGCGGCACUCUGACUGCGAGCGACUACCUGAUCGACCUGAUCGCUUUUCUGAAGAGCACCUUCAGCGUCUUCACCAACCUGCCUGGAACACCAAUAGAACACGCUACCUUACCGGGUAAAGUGGCCCAGACGGCCUGCAUGUCGGCCUGUAAACACAUCUCCACCUCCCUGAUGCAGCUGCUGCUCGACCCGGAGGUCCGACAGAUCUCCAUGGGAGCCCUGCACCAGCUCAACACCGACGUCAAGGAGUGCGAGAGUUUUGCCAGAGCCGGCCCGGUCGCAGGCUUCCAGGGUGACACGUUGCUUCUGGCCUUCAGUGACUUGAGACAAUUACUGGAACUGUUUACCCAGUGGGAUUGGUCAACCUACCUGGCUGACUACGGCAAACCCACCUGCAAAUACCUGAGAGUCAACCCACACACUGCACUGGCCCUGCUGGAGAAGAUGAGGGAGACGAGCAGGAAGAACAACGUCUUCGCCCAGUUCAGGAAGAUGGACAGAGACCGACAGAAGCUCAUCGACACCGUCAUCAAACAGCUACGCAACCUCAUCGCACAGCACCACACCUAAAGCGAGCCGCCUGAUUGGCCUGCCAAAUCAAACUCAGAUUAAAAUUGAUUUAAAUCCAUCCAACCUGAUGAAAAGCAGAACCCCACAAUCACUGGCGGAUCCAUGCACCUUAACUUAACUCCACUGAACUUCCAAUAACCAGUACAAACUUGCAAUAAGAUCAUUGGAUUACAAGCUUGUGCUUUGAUUGGUUAAUUUAAGACACUGUUUCUGGAUUAAGGAUAAUUUUCAAGACUGGAAUAUCUUUGAUUGCUCAGGCUAAAACAAGAUUUUUUUCAGUUCAUCUGCCUGAAAGCUUGCAAGCAAAUUGCCAAUAAAUAAUCCAGUUGGGUUCUUCCAAAACUUUAACCUUUAAAAAACAAAACGAAUUGGAGGCUGUUGUCAGUCCUGUUUGAAUUCAGGUCCAACUGAUUUGGGUAAACUUAUGGUCUGAAGACGACAAAGAAAAGAAGCUCUUCCUUAUACAAGGGGUGAUAAACUUCCAAACUUAUCAGUCUAAUCAACCCUUGUAUUAUUGGCUCAUCCAAAAUAGCUGAUGCCAACUCUUCCUUCCAGCUUUGUUUAGGACAAGUCUGCUGAUAUUACUAUCAACAAAUCCCACAAAAAGACCAAAACCAUCAAUGAUUUAACUCCAUAAAGAUCUAUAGUUUGUGCAACCAAGCCUGCUGUAGUUUAUUUUGAUUCAGUCCUGCAGCUAGAUUGCAAAAUGCGUAUCCAUCUGCAGCUGAAAAUAGUCCACUAACAAAUGCACUAUUUUCUCCUCUCUGGACAAUGUUUUCUAAAAACAAAAACUUACUUGACUCUUUUUUAAAAGUAUAACUCUAUAUUUGUGACCAGUUUUUACCUGUUUACUUCCACUACUACCAAUGGACACGUUUGAAUACCAGAGAAAGAAUUGACAUUUUUGGUUUUGGUUUUAUUCACUCGGUUUGUUGACAGUAAAAAAAAUAUACAGUAUCACCUACGUUAUACUCAAACUUAAAUUGAGCUUAAUCUUAGAAGCAGUUGGCUUCUGUUGGACUUCUGACCUUUGGAGAACAACUAAGUAGAGCUAGUAAUUGUAUUGUAAAGUUUAAUCACCAGCCAAAACAAUAACCAUUUCAGACCAUGACCAUAGAUGUUAAAAUGCGAAAAAUGUUGCAAGUACAGUGAGGAAAACAUUAUGAACUAAAAUAUUCCUAAACCACAUAUUCUGCUUUUUCAUCCUUCAGAAAUCUUUCAGUUUCUGACCACUUUGUUGCUGUAUUUCAGUUGCUGGAUGCUGUUGAGCCUUGUUGUCAAUGUAUUUGUUAAGUCUACAAAAUGCAAACACAGGUUAAAUUUGGCUAUGAGUUAAGGUAGAUUCAAAGGGGAGAAUCUGUGAGUAUUUAAGCGAGAACUCACAUUUGCAGAGAUUUUAUUCUUUCUACCACAAGCUUCACAUUUCCCUGGCUUAAAAAUCUUAACUGAACUGGCUGGUUAAGCAGUCUGUCCUCAUAAAUAUUUUUCCAGCCUUUAAUGUCUUCCACAUUGCUUUCUCUCACUGUGGCACAAUAACAGCACGUUUUGAAUGUACAUCAGCGAGGGUCGUCAUCUUCAAUAGUCGUGACAUUUUAAUAUCGCAGCCAGACGAGCACUGAACUCAACAUCAAGUCUGGAAAAAAGAAAAAAAAAAAAAGUAGAUACUGCUGGUGAAUAAACAGAAUGUUCCUCCAGUAUUCUUUAUCUUCUGAUAAAGGGGGGUUGUUGACGCAACAUGGCAACCCAGUUCCCUCUUAAUAUACAACCUGGCAAACACUUGAAUGGCUGCUCAGAACUGGCAACCUCGUUCCCCGCAUCCUAACACCCGAAAGCACAGCGGGUGUUUGGGAUUUAAAAAGGGGAUGUUGUCCAAACAUGGCAACCUGUUCCCCGCCCUUUUCCAUCCGAUAUGAAUGGGGGAUGUUGCCCGAGCAUUUUCUACUCAUCAUGUAUAAACAACUGGGUCUUAAAGAGGGGGGAUGAUGCCCCCAAUCUGGCAACCGCUCUGAAGCGUAUACUGUUUUGUCUGUCUGGUUUGACUAGAAAGAGACUAAUUUGUAUAGAAACCAUUGUACUAAUGCCAAGAACACACACUUUCAUGUCUUCCAUAAACAUAUGCCAAGCUGUGUGUGUGUUUAGUUUUGUUUAGUUGAAGCACAGCACGUAAUUACAUUCACACUAGAUUAUUUUUGGAACUAAUAUGGGUCUCUUUUUUUUUGCUCUUUGUGUUGCUUUUAUCUUAAACUUGGGUGCAAUAAUAGCAUUGGAAACUGCAGCAUUUGCAUUUGUGUAUGUGUGUGUGUGUUAAUUAUGGCGCUUUAUAAAGGGAUUCAACCUUAACAAGUGUGUGUCAGAAGGGAAUUUAAGUCUUCCGCUUCCUCUCUGCUCCACAAAAAAAGGAGGAUAUUCACUCAGUCGCCAUGUGGGUUUCUGUGAGUUUGUCUUCACUUGUGCAUGCCGGCACUGUGAAAUCCAGUCUGUGCAUUUGUGCUGAUGUGUAUGUUUGUUUGUUUUUUUUUUUAAAUCCAUCCUUAGAUGUGUAUCACUUUUAGGUGUUAGUAAGGGAACGGGGCCGUCGUUAUUGAAUGUGCCUUUGCUGUAUUUUGUUUUGUUUUCCUGCCAAUAAAGCAGCAACACUGUGGUGUUUGAACUCUGGUGGAGGUCUCUUUGUAACAUUACUUUUUCCGCAACACUAAGUAUGAUGCUAUACUGCUGCUAUUUGAUUUUAUCCAAGUAUUUCUCGCUUUCCCUGUUGACAUAAAACUUUAAAAAAAAAUUUAAAAUACUAGUCGUUCUUUGUUUUCCGAUUUCAUUGUCCUAAAAUGAAAAUUGGGCCUAUAGGUCACUACAUAUUUUUCCCUGAUUGAUAUCACCCCAUCAAUGUUUUCUGCCACUAUGAUCGCCUUAUACUCGUGUCACGUUAAGUAACAGUUUAGUGCCAUCGUCAGUUCAAGCAAAGAAAUCUUUGGCCUUACUUUUCGCAACUAUUAAACUACUAGCAACUACUAAAACACUUGUGUGAACGGAAUGGCUUCUUAAAUUGUUAGGUAGCUUUAUGUACGACAUCUGGAACUUUCUGUAAAAGUUCAUAAAAGUUCACCCAUCUUGGUUUGCCUGGAACACACCAAUCUAUAUUGUUUUGAUCUCUUCUUUCUGAUUCCAACCCCUUGCUCAAGAGCACUGUGGCAGUAAUAAACAAGGCAACAGUCAGUUACUGGUCGAUCCAGGCGUUCAAACUGACAACCCUUCAAUGUCCAGAGUCCUCACGCUGCAGGUGUUGCUGCUGCUUUGUUUUGUAUUUUGUAAGCAGAAAUCUUUAUUGAGACAGAAGCACUGUAAAUGCUGUUGUAUUAAACCACUAAUGAAUUAAACUGAACUAAAGAUACUAAUAAAAUUGCAACAAAUGCCAACAGACAAAUAUGGAAUAAAUGGGAAAAAUGUUGAA